Radiomyces spectabilis is the source of this 1997-nucleotide messenger RNA. RefSeq names its product WD40-repeat-containing domain protein. The coding region runs from base 414 to 1883 and encodes 489 amino acids. Gene Ontology annotation, cellular component: Cdc73/Paf1 complex. NCBI's taxonomy places the organism in Eukaryota, Fungi, Mucoromycota, Mucoromycetes, Mucorales, Radiomycetaceae. The record is from RefSeq and is a predicted model, not a curated record. The transcript has 10 exons. Gene Ontology annotation, molecular function: protein binding.
GAGAAAAUUAUUGCAACGACUUUUUUCACGCGACAACGCGUUUUUUCAGUUUCCUCUUUUUACUUAUUGUUUUAACGUCCGCCAUGUCAGAUCAUAGCGAACAAGACAUUGUCAUUGACGAAGUUGCCACACCCGUUGCUGUUGAAAAAGCUGCUGACGAGUCGAAAGAGACCGCUGCUGAUGUGAAAGAUGCAUCUGAAGGAAAUUCAGGAAAAGAACUUGCAGCCAAUGGAUGCAAAGCGACCAUGGCUGACGACGAUAUCGACGGUGUGGACACGGACGAUUUGUUGGACGAAGCUGAUGAAUAUACGCAGCCCAUAAAAGCCAGUCCGAAGCGCAAAGGAAAAGCGACAGCACGUUCUCGUGCAGGAUCCACCCGAUCGCGCGUCAAAAAAACGAAAAGCACCGACGACAUGGACGUGGAUACUGGUGAUAACAGCGGAACAGAAACUUCCAAACGCAAAACUCGCCGCAAGCCGGCUGCUAAGAAAGCAGCACCCAGCAAACCAGACACAAAGUUGGUCCAGACGAAAUUGGAUAAAGGAAAAAAGGUCAAAAAGAUCGAAUUCGACCCUGCCUAUGUUAAACAACUCGCUGCGGAUUAUCCGGACAGCUAUUGGACACAUCAUGCUGAUACAGAGUACCAUAUGAUUGACGCCAUCAACGAAGAUAAUCACGUGGAAGCGGUUGCUUGCAACAUAAGCGAUCAAGCUCCCAUCACCAGUAUGGCGUUAUCCACGGAUGGUACGCUGCUUGCGACAUUUUCAAAUAUUGGUGCUUGCAAAAUCUGGGACAUUGAGAACGACUUUAAGCUUGUUCGCAAACUUCGUGACAGUGAAGAAGCAAACAUUGACGAGUUCUACUGCGGCAAAUUCGUAUCCGAGACGCAAGAGUUGAUGGUGGUUGGCGGUAAAUUGAAGGACCGACAUCGAUGGUCAGCCGAAGAUGAGGACAAUCAUAUCUUGCCUUGUCCUAUCAAGAUAUUCAAUUUAGAGACCUGCACAGUGAUUGCUAAAUUGGAAGGCCACACGGAAGAAAUUCUAUGCAUCAAGACUGUGAAAUUUAAAGGCGAAAACUACUACAUCUCCACUAGUCAGGAUGGCUAUAUCCGAAAGUGGCACAUGGCUUCGGAUUGGACAACUCUGUUGGAUUCAAGUAAUAUGGAGGACGGCGUUACCUGCAUGGCAUUUACCGUGUCCUUUGUACCAAACACGGGCAACAAAUACUUCUUGGCGGCAUGUGAUGAGCAUUUGCGACUGUAUGACUUUGAAGACAAUAUGCUUUUACAAACUUUCGAAGACAUGUAUUCAUCUUAUUGUGAUUGCGGCAAAUUUAUUCGCUGGCUCGAUGAGGAUGCAUAUAUGCAGCAACAAAAUGAAACAGUCAAGAAAGAAGAAGACAACGAGACACAAGUAGACAAAAUGGAUCAGGACUCAAAGCAAGAUUACGCGUGGUUCAUCAGUAGAGGCGCUGAAAUGUGCGAUGUCAGUGACGGUGUUUCUUCCAAACCAAAUACUUGCACAUUACACAAACUGAUAUACCCCAAGGAGACUGGCGGAAAAUUUGAACUGGAAGAAACCAAGAGAUUCAGUCAUGAAGACUAUCACGCCAAUUCUUGGCUUGUCAAGAUCACAUCCAACGGUCGAUAUAUCUUGGCCCCCACUAUUUACGGACAGAUAUUUGUAUUCAAUAUCCUGACCGGGCAUUUGACAGCGAUUCUCAAAGAUCAUGAAGAUAUCGAAGUACGCGAUGUCGUCUUCCACCCUUACCGUCCGUUAAUCUUUUCAUGUGGUGAUGAUGGUUUUGUGAAAGUGUAUACCUACAAGAACACCGAGGACGAUCAUAUUGAAAAAGAUUUAGAUGUCGGAAUGACCGACCAAUGAACAGGGAGAAAUGCCCCAAAGUUACGCCCCAACCUGUCUCUAAACAAUUAAUGCAUGCACUUUUUUCCGGAAAGCAUUUCUUUUUUUUUCCACAAUUUUUGCACCAAUAACCAC